Messenger RNA from Trichoderma reesei QM6a, 540 nucleotides. RefSeq lists its product as uncharacterized. The record is from RefSeq and is a predicted model, not a curated record. The coding region runs from base 1 to 540 and encodes 179 amino acids. Lineage: Eukaryota; Fungi; Ascomycota; Sordariomycetes; Hypocreales; Hypocreaceae. The transcript has 3 exons.
AUGGCAAACCCGUUGAAUUACACAUACCCUUCACCUCUCGCCGGCUUUGAGAAUGCGCCACCGUUGUCAGACGAAAGGAAUGAAGACGGGAAGAGCUUUGUCAAUCCGAAGCGCGAGCACUUGAGCGAGGCUUACAGUCGCUUCACCGAUCCUCUUGACAACGGGCGAAGAGGCGGCUUCGACAUCCACAUAUACUAUUUCCAGAACAACAAGGAGCAAGCUCAAUACGCGCGCGAGCUCUGGGAACGCAUCCGCAGAGAGUUCCCGGAGUUGAGAAUCUACACCUUCUGGGAUCGACCAAUCGGCCCCCAUCCCGUCGCCAUGUUUGAAGUGAACGUCUUCACUCCCGCGCAGUUUGGAGCAUUUGUGUCUUGGCUCGCCGUCUGGCGGGGACCCCUGUCUGCUUUGAUCCACCCCAAUACGAUCCCGGAGGACGGCGUCUCGUCUGCUGAGUCUGGAUAUCGCGACCACUCUCAACGGGCCAUUUGGAUGGGCGAGAGGUUGCCGUUGGAUUAUAGUAUCUUUGCUCGGUCCUCUUGA